AUGGAAUCCAUCGACGGGUUCGUGCAUGCACAGCCCGAUGAUCGCCUUUCCCUAGCGACGACGUACUCGCCCAAGUUCUUGGGCUUCAGCCGGUGGGAGGAGGAUGGUCUAUGGGUUGACUCAUCCUACGGACAGGGCGUCAUAAUCGGAGUGAUUGACGGUGGGAUCGACCCUGCUCAUCCUUCGUUCAAUGACAACGGCUCGAUCCCCCCUCCUCCGGCCAAAUGGAAAGGAAAAUGUGGUUUCCGACAACCUUCGUCGUGCAACAAGAAGCUCAUCGGCGCAAUUUCGUUCAGAGGUGGAUGCAGGCCACCACCGGUGGCCAACAAACGUCAUGGUCAUGGGACCCAUGUUGCCAGCAUUGCAGCAGGUGGCAUGGUUCCUGAUGCUCAUGGUCUCGGCCAGGCAGAGGGUGUGGCAUCGGGAAUUGCGCCACACGCGCACAUAUCUGUGUACAAAGUCUGUUUCAGAGAAGAAUGUACUGCAACUGAUGUGCUAGCAGGCAUAGACCAAGCCAUAAGCGAUGGAGUCGACAUUCUAUCGAUCUCCAUAAAUCAUCCACGCAUCGUGCCCAUGUAUAACGAUGUCAUUGCUAUAGGAUCGCUCGCUGCGAUCAAGAAGGGUAUAUUGCCUUGCUUGCCUGCAGGCAAUUUUGGUCCAUAUAAGAGCAUAAUACUUAACGAUGCUCCAUGGAUUUUAACGGUAGGAGCAAGCACGAUGGACCGAAGAAUAACCGUAACUGUAAAGCUAGGAAAUGGGAUGGAGAUUGAAGGAGAAUCUGCUUACCAACCGAGAAACUUUACUUCCAAAAUGUUGCCUUUAGUUUUUCCUGGCUAUAAGAAUCAAGAACAUAGAAGCUGCAACAAUGCCUCAUUUGAUUCUCUUAAUCUCAGAGGAAAGGUAGUAGCGUGCAAAGCUGAAGGAAUUAAGAACAUUGAGAUGGGUAAAUUUGUUGCGAAAGCUGGAGGGGUUGCAAUGGUAGUCAUGAAUCCAUUCUACUUAGGCUCUACUACAUUUUCUGAACCUCACUUUCUCCCAUCAGCUCAUUUGAGAUACGCCGAUGCAAUGAAGGUUUUAUCCUACUUAGAAUCGAAUUCUACUCCGACAGCGACAAUUGAAUUUGAUGGCACAAACUUUGGAGCUCGCCCGUCACCAGCUGUUGCCACAUUCUCUUCAAGAGGCCCGAGUUUGAUAAACGGUGGUAUAUUGAAGCCAGAUGUCAUUGCUCCGGGUGCAAAUAUACUGUCAUCUUGGCCAACAAGCUCAUCAUCUUCAGCAUUCAAUUUCCUCAGUGGUACUUCUAUAGCUACACCUCAUAUUGCAGGGAUUGCAGCUUUGCUCAGAAAAAAUCACCCAAAAUGGUCACCUGCUGCAAUAAAGUCUGCAAUCAUGACAACUGCUGAUAGAAAAGACCUGGAAGGAAAUCCAAUUGCUGAUGAGUAUAAUAUGUGCAAAGGAAGCGUCUUCGCUCUUGGUUCAGGUCAAGUGAAUCCAUCCGCAGCUAACGACCCAGGUCUUGUGUAUGAUAUUCAGCCACGCCAGUAUUAUACUCGUUACCUUUGCAGCUUGGGCUUCACGAGUAAGCAACUCAAAGUUAUUGCUCAACAUCAGGUUGAUUGUGCUGGCGUUAUUGACACCGGCGCUGGAGAGUUGAACUAUCCUUCAAUAUCGGUACACCUAAAACCAGGGCAGAAGAAAAUAGUGUCAAGAACUGUGACAAAUGUAGGCGAAGCCAAUGAGGUUUAUUCGGUACAGAUAGAAGAACCUGAAGGAGUGAGAGUGAAUGUUUCUCCGAACAGGCUUCACUUUUAUGAGAUCGGUCGGAAGAAAAGAUUCAGUGUCGAAUUUAGUAUCAAAGGUGUACCUCAGACUAAAGGCCAGAUCUCUGAAGGACAGCUGAUGUGGAUCUCUGGAAAGCAUGUAGUCAGAAGCCCAAUAGCUGUCACCUUCAUUUGA
Molecule: messenger RNA, 1956 nt
Organism: Asparagus officinalis (garden asparagus)
Lineage: Eukaryota; Viridiplantae; Streptophyta; Magnoliopsida; Asparagales; Asparagaceae
Product: subtilisin-like protease SBT1.2
Exons: 1
Coding region: 1-1956 (651 amino acids)
Biological process (GO): proteolysis
Molecular function (GO): serine-type endopeptidase activity
Source: RefSeq, a predicted model, not a curated record